AUGACAGGGAUUGAGAGAGAGGAGAAGGAAGUGGAGGGGUUUGGAUUUCGGGGUGACUUGGGAGUCGCUCGAGAUGGAUUAAAGAGACGGUGCACCGCGAAACUGGAGCAGCACACGCGACCACGCCGGGGGGGAAGGGGGCGACGGGACUCGGUGAAUUCACGGAGCCCCCGGGACAGAGGCUGUGACUGGUCCCACCCCAAGAUGACUUCCCCCAAAAACAAAGCCAAGAAGAAACCACCCAAAGACAGCAUGACGCUGCUGCCAUGCUUUUAUUUUGUAGAGCUCCCAAUCGUCCUGUCCUCCUUGGUGUCCCUGUACUUCCUGGAGCUGACAGAUGUGUUGUCCCCGGCGAUGGUGGGCUUCCGUUGCCAUGACCGUGACCUCUCCAUGCCGUACGUGGAGACGGGGGAUGAGCUCAUCCCUCUGCUGAUGCUGCUGAGUUUGGCCUUCGCUGGUCCUGCAGCGUCCAUUAUGAUGGGGGAGGGCCUGAUGUACUGUUUGCAGUCCAAACUGAAGACAUGUCCCAAGUCGGAGAGUAGCAUCAACGCUGGAGGCUGCAGCUUCAACUCCUUCCUACGCAGAACCGUACGCUUCGUCGGUGUUCAUGUAUUCGGUCUCCUGGCAACAGCCCUGGUGACAGAUGUCAUCCAGUUAGCAACUGGUUACCACGCCCCUUUCUUCCUCACCGUCUGCCAGCCCAAUUACACGGCCCCGGGAGUCUCAUGUGACAACAAUGCCUACAUCACACGGGACAUCUGCAUGGGCAAAGACCAGUAUGCCAUCAUGUCAGCAAGGAAAACAUUUCCAUCCCAGCAUGCAACGCUCUCUGGCUUCGCUGCUGUCUAUAUCUCCAUGUAUUUGAAUGCCAGCAUCAGCAGCACGACCAAGCUGCUGAAGCCUUUGCUGGUGUUUGCUUACUGCAUGGCGGCGGGUCUCGCCGGGCUGACGCAGAUAACUCAGCACCGCAGUCACCCAAUAGACGUCUACGUGGGAUACCUCAUAGGAGCCGGCAUCGGAGUCUACUUGGCUGUGUACGCAGUGGGAAACUUCAAAGCAUCAGACGAAGAUGCUCCCUCUUUACAGAGGCUGACCCCAGCUCAGCAGAAGGACGGCUUGAGGGUGCUGAGCCAGCGGAGUCAUGACUCCCUGUACAGGAAGACUCCCAGGGUGUCUGAGAGCAGAGAGGAGCUGGGGGCAGGGCUGGGGUCCGGGGCUCGCAGUAAGGUUAGGAGGGAGAAGGCGUCCCUGGCCUCCCUCAAACGAGCCAGUGCUGACGUGGAGCUCCUGGCAACCCGGGGUCCAAUGGGCAAGGAGACCAUGGUCACCUUCAGCAACACCUUGCCCAGAGUCGCUAACGGCAACAGCCCCAUCUCCCCCUCAGACGAGCUGCCCACCCCGCAGCGUCACAUGACUUUCCACGUGCCCUUCGACCCCCAGAGGUCUCGGCAGCUGGUGUCGGAGUGGAGGCAGCGCUCGCUGGAGGUCCGCAGCCAGAGCUCACGGGACGAGGAGGAGGGAACGGACGGGAGGGAUGGAGGAGAUGAAGGAGGAGCAGCCGGAGAAGGAGAGCAGGAGAUGCCUUCCUCUCUUUAUCCCACGGUGCAAGCCAACAAGGGCACCGCCACACCGACCGGAGCCAGGAUGGUGGUGGCACCCCCACUCGUUCACAUCCCCGAGGAGGCCUCUCGGCCGCCGCCUGUCUCCCCCAAGAGUGCCAAGACCCGCGCCAAGUGGCUGUCGCUCACCGAGGGAGGGGUGAAGGAGCCGGGACCAGGGCCGAUCGCCGUGUCGACACCCCGUGUGCCCAACACGCAGCCCAACCAGCCGCCCAGCCAGCAAAGAGUCACUCAGGUGAUAGCCAUGUCCAAGCAGCAGGGUCACGGAGUCUCUUCGUCCACCAAGGCGUCAGAAGGUGGAUCCUCCUCCGGUGGUGGCUCCAACUGCUCCGAGUCGCCCUAUUACCGGAUCCCAUCCGAUCGUGACAGCUGCACUGGGAGCAACCCAGGGAGCAUCGCCGGGAGCGGGAGCAUCGUCACAAUCGACGCUCACGCCCCUCACCACCCAGUGGUGCGCGUGUCGGCCACUAACGGCAAGCCGUGGGAGUGGAGAAACACCAUCAGCGGGAACAUGACGGCAGCCGACACGGCAGGGGACCAACACCGCGUGGCGCUGCAGCGACAGGACAAUGUCAAUCACUACCGGGACUACCGGACGCUCCCGGUGAAAACGGACUCGCUGUGCUCCUCCUCGGCCAGCGGCAGCGUCGAAGGAGGACCGGAUCUGCCCCCCCUCCCCACCUGCUCCUCCCCUCUGCCUCCCCCUCCUCAGCUGUCAUCCCCUCUACCGCCGCCGCCUCCUCACUCGUCUCCUUCCCCCUUGCCUCCCCCUCCUCACCCGAGCUCCUCCCCAAUGCUCCCUCCUUUCCCUCACCCUGCAUCCUCGCACAUGCCUCCCCCUCCUCCCCUGUCCUCUCAGAUGCCCCCACCGCCCCUCCCGUCGUCCUCCCAAAUGCCCCCGCCUCCUCACCCAUCCUCCUGUCAAAUGCCCCCGCCUCCUCACCCAUCCUCCUGUCAAAUGCCCCCGCCUCCUCACCCAUCCUCCUGUCAAAUGCCCCCGCCUCCACAUCCGUCCUCUUCCCCUUUGCCGCCACCGCCUCACCCCUCAUCCUCCAUGCCUCCACCUCCCCACCCAUCCUGCUCCAGCAUGCUUCCCCCUCCUCCCCAUCCCGACUUGCUGAUGGAUGGCCACAGCCAGGCGCUGUCCCGCUCCUCCACCCUGCCUCGUCGGCCCUCUGUCUCCGCCCGCAGCCACGCCGAGCAGGAGCACUACUACAAGGCCAUGCAGAAUGAGCGCAUGUUAUAG
Messenger RNA from Perca flavescens (yellow perch), 2865 nucleotides. RefSeq names its product phospholipid phosphatase related 3a (gene plppr3a). The record is from RefSeq and is a predicted model, not a curated record. Gene Ontology annotation, biological process: phospholipid metabolic process; signal transduction; phospholipid dephosphorylation. The transcript has 10 exons. Lineage: Eukaryota; Metazoa; Chordata; Actinopteri; Perciformes; Percidae. Gene Ontology annotation, molecular function: phosphatidate phosphatase activity. The coding region runs from base 1 to 2865 and encodes 954 amino acids. Gene Ontology annotation, cellular component: plasma membrane.